This is a messenger RNA of Amoebophrya sp. A120, 6248 nucleotides long. The record is from the annotation of a GenBank genome assembly. NCBI's taxonomy places the organism in Eukaryota, Dinophyceae, Syndiniales, Amoebophryaceae.
CGUCAGCGCUGUUGGAUCUGUCCCCUCAAUCAAUGCAGCUGCACCACAUAGCAAAUUUCUCCCUUCGCAAGCCCCCAAGAAGUCAAGUAGUCGCACUACCAUGAUAUCUCUUUCUCAGUCGUCAUCUUCGCACGCGAUGGUCUGUUUUUCCGUUGCAACAGCCAUGACGCGGUUACUUAUCCUUACGCGCACUUGAUUCUUGAAGUCAAGAUAAAAAAGUUGUCUCGUGUUUGCCAAAAAAUGAAAGCAUUUCUUUGAUUGAUAUCAGAGCUAAAAGCUGCGUUGUAGCUGCACUCAUAUUUAUCUUUCUUGCGUGAUGAACUCUUUUUUUUUCGGAACAGCAUGAUGUAUAUAAUACCUUUGGAUUAUACGUAAUAGAUCUUCGUUCUUGUCUCUCAAGAUGUUCCACCAGCCCGGCGCCCCACACUAUGCGUCUUCGCCCCCCUUGGCGAUCGAGCGUCUGUCCGGAAACCCGAUUUUGGUUCGCUGCGCUCCACCGACGACCGCAGCUGUGCCAGAAGCAACCGCAAGUAUCAAUCCGUCCCAAAAUGCCGACGCUGCCUACGAGUGUUUGAGUCCGGUGGAGCACCGGGUGAGGGCGGAGGAAGCGGCGGCAGACACGACCAUUUCGGCGUCGCACCUGCAGAACCUGCAAUCCAUUACGCAGGAAAAUUUCAGCAACUUCACGUUCGAGCCUGAGCAGCGGUUUCUGCCCAGUACUAGUUUUGGAACUACGGGAGGUUUUGAAAAUUAUGGUAGUGCCGACAACUACUAUGAAGGGCAGCUGGCGAACAACACCGUUUUCCUCGAGGAGCCCAACUCGUCCUCCCCGUCGGGUUCUACUUCCCGAACAGGCGUUACCACCAUCCGCAGAUUGCGUCGCCGGCUCCGGGCGUUCCUCGCGAAGCAGGAGGCGUUUCGGCCGGUCCCAGACAAGGUUCUGGUGCUGAUCCAUGCACCCAAGGGGUUCGGCGGGGCGGGGAGUGGCCCGGAAGAGGACAGUUACAUGGACGACAAUUACUACCCGGAGGACGAGAACAACUUCAACGAGGACGACUUCGACGAGGACAUGCCCGAUGCCUGCGAUUCCAACGACCUUUCGCGCGAACAGUCCUCGCGCGCGGUCGACUUCCGAGCGAUGUUUGGCCUCGGCGGAGAACAAGAAGACCCGGCGGCUAUUAACAACAAAAAUGGCGCAGCAAGUGCAGGUCAAAAGCAAAACCAAAGCCACCGCGGGGGUGGUUCUACGUUUGUCUACGAUCCGACGCCCCUGGGUUUCGACAACCAGACGACCAAUGCGCGAGCAGUCGGAGCAGGACACGUGCAUGGACAACCACCAAUGAACCGAGUUCCACACCAUAAUCGGGGACCACAGCACCAAAUACCCCCUUCGCAGCCCGGUCUUGGCCAGCCGCCGCAGUUACGGAUGCGGGUUAUUCCAAGGCAAUACCACCAAGAGGUCUUUGCGAAAACGGCUAUUUUGCUGGAGAACACGCAGCAUAUCGAGAUCAACGUCAUCAAUAAAAAGUUUCUGUUUCCCAAUUCCUUCGACCUUGUUUACGACACCAAGGAAGAUGUUGUGUGGCUCACGGAAGAACAGGACGGGGACAGUUCACAUCAGGACGACGCGCAGAAUAAAGUUGAUGAUCGUGAUCCUCAGGACCAGACGGGCGAAGGUGCAGCUGUUGCCGAAGGCAAAGCAAUAAAUCCAGAACCUAUCAAGGAACUUCCCAUCCACGAGCUGCAGCUGGUUCUCCGGUCUUUUCCGGAUCUGCACGUAAGAAAAAUCUAUCAAAUGUAAAAAUGUCUGGGUCUGGAAGAAUCCAACUUGUCAUGCUGAUUUUGGAUUGUAAAAAAAUCUGUAUUGCUUGAGCAGCAAAGAGAGUCCAAGUCUUGCUACAAGGAAAGAGCAUUUGUCAUGCGGUAUAGGCAUCAGGAAGCCCUCACAAAAUCUGUGAUGCUAGGGCAUGCAUCACAGACAUCAGGAGCCACGCAAAAUGUGCAUGACAAACCUGGCAAUCUUCCAGACCCAGACAUUUUUACAUUUGAUAAAAUGGUCGAGCAGAUGAAGGACGUGAUCGAUAUUGGUGGCAGACUGCAGUUACCAAGUGCAAAUAUGUCUGGGUCUGGAAAAAUUGGAAUCUGUAUUGCCUGUCUUGCACUCCUAUAAAAUCUGUAUUGCGUGACCGACAAAAGCGCGAAUUCUUCGUCAUGCAAAAACGCUGUUUCUCAUGCGCAUUACACAUGAGGAAGCGUCCUGAUUUUUUGUCAUGCUUGGCUGCUCCCAGGAGUAUGCUCAGUCAUCGCCACUUAGCAUCACAAGUUUCCAUACCCAAACAUAUUUGCAUUUGAUAGCAGUUGAUCCGGCGAAAGUCGCAUUCUGUCGCCGACUGGGAGUCGGCCAUUUACCAAGCCAGCUUGGAGGAGUUGAACAGUGGUGAGUGGGUGAUGCAAAAUUUGGCGCACCUCGUUUCCCCCUCCUCUACCUCCGGGAUGCUGGAUAAUUCUAGCGGUGCUGGUAAGGAAGUCGAACAGGAGCCAGACCGCGAGCGUAGCAGCGACGCUGCGCAGCCUUUCACGGACGCGCGGAUCGUCCGUCUGGAGCAGAACAAGUCGGACGAUCAGCACGGGCGGUUUCUGUCCUGCAACCCGAACCCGAAGUACCUGAAUAUGGCGUUCUCAACUGUUACAUUCUCAACUGUUACAUGAAUUUGUGAUGCAAGAAGAGCGAAAGUAAAAGGGCGGACCUUGCAACUCUAGCAUCACAAGUUUUGCACAGAUUUCCAUCCUGUUUAGCCCUUCGGAGAUUUGUCAUGCGCAGCCGCUUGGUCGUGUGGUUGCUUAUGGCAAUUUUGCAUGACAAAUCAUGUAACAGUUGAGAAUGUAACAUUUGAGAACGCCAUACUGAAGGGGCAUUUUCCGAGCAAUAAAUCCGCGCUGCAGAACCACCCGAUCUACAACGCAAACAUGAACGCGACCUACAUCAAGUCUCUGCAGGACCAGCAGAACAACAAGGAGCCGUCCUUGCUGAUGGUGUUGCUGGACCUGAUUUUCCGGUUGUACCAAAAGUACCACGCCGAGCCCAUCACGGAGGAGUGGCGCGUGGCGCUGGACCGCCACAUUGUGGAGUGCCAGUGCGUGAUUCUGCUGUUGCUCGACACGCCCAUGUUUAAGGACCUGGGUUGUAAUACCUCAAACAACCGAAACGGCGGGGCGGGAACAGCAACAGGGUCGUCGAACAACCAGAGGCCGGCCGCUCCGAAGACCGAGUCGCCACUGCACGAGCUCUUGCGUAUGUACUACCUUUUCUCCCGGAGUACGAGCAACUUCCCCGGGUCUGAAAAGUACCGGAGUUUGCGGUAUUUCGUGCCCCUGGCUGUGCGCGGCUCGCCGAGCAAGCCGCCGGAGCACGACCCGGCCGUCAGGCACUUGAUUUUUCCCGGCCAGCCGCGCAAUCAGGGACCGCGCGGCGCGCAGCCUGCUCCUACCCCGAUGGAGCAGAUCGGACUGCGGCUUGGGCUCCCCGGGUUGACCGCCGCGGCGGACGAUGCAGGACAGGUGCAGGGACCGGACGAAUUAUUUCCACGAGGGCUAGUACCCGAGGUCGAGGAUGUUUCCUCUUCAAGUAGCGAAGAGCCGAACACAGCGGAACUGGUCGACCCGGAGCAGCGAUACCUGAAAUUUCACGAGAGGGUGGAGAGAAAGCAAACUAACUGGAUUUUCGCCGCGUUUCAAGGAAUUCUGCAGAACCCGGAGUGCAACGCGGUCGAGAUGGUGAACCGCUUCGGGCAGACGCCGCUCUACAUCGCGUACGAGAUUUUCUGGGACGAGCACGCGAGCCUCGCGAACUCCGCUGCCCACGGCGCGGGUGGCAUGGCAAUGACCCCUUCAGGUAUAGGAGCUGGCGCAUCUUCAAAUUACUCCCUCUACGCCAUCGAUGACUACGAUAGGUACUUUUUCGCGGGAAUAACUUCCAGCGGCUCGCCGGAUUCUAAUCGUCACACAACAUCUUCCACUUCUCAGCCGCGCGCGGCCGGAGAGGACCAUGAAACUGUUGGUGAUCCUUCUGCUACAUUGGAAAAUAACAGUGGGGCGAUUUUUGACACACACGUCAACAUCGAGAUGUUUUACCAGAUGUGGUUGAGACUGGUCGAAGAUGUGGACUUUUUCAAGAAGCACCCUAUGUCCACCUUUACCCGCACCCGCAGCUGCGACGCCGACAACCCGCGGAAGAAAAUCCGCACCGGCGCCGACAUGUUCCGCGCACUGGUGCGGGACGGACGCGUGAAGUUUUUCGAGAAGGCUACGUUCCAGCUGAUGGAGGUGCUGUACUGCCAGCUGGCCAAUUCGCUGGAGCAACGCGACUGGUUGCGCUUGUUCAACGACUUGGUGAUGACGCACGCGGCGACGGAGGAGAUGCUGUACAGUGUCAUGUCCUUGCCGGACUCCGAUCGCGGAAACAACACUCUGCUCCAACUCCUCCUCCUCUCCCUCUCCGUCGAGUCCUUUACACCGCACGCGUGGCAGUCCAACACGUUGGCCGUCGACUACGGGAAGAACGUCGCCGUGUUUCGGACCAACAAGUACAAGGAAACGAAUAAGGGAAAAAGUGUCGCUGAGAUGGCGAAAACACCAGCACAGACGUCGUGGGCGAUGAAAAGUACAGAUGGUACAGGGAUCAUAAGUAACGGAGGAGAUGCAAAUACCUCUGCCGUUGAAAGAACUGAAGACGAGCAGCUUGCGUUUACGGAGGCUGUCGUGUCGGACGACGAUUUUGCGCUACUGCUCCGUCGAAAGUACAUUAUUCAGAAAGACGAGGAACAGAGCAUCGGCUUCUUCACCCGCGAGUCCGCGAUUUCCUUCCUGGAGCAGCACCGAAUGCUGCCGGAGACGCAGCGCUCCCUUUUGGACGACCACGACGGAGUAUCGCUUUGCGAGUUGAAGGCGCGACUGUUGCUGGCUUUGUUUGACAGUCGGCCAUUUGCAGCUGCAACUUGUGAUGGAAAUAACGAGUUUAUUUCAUCUGCAGCUUUCACAUCCUCCACUACGGGACUUUCUAGUACUAUCGUCGACAAAAUCCAUGUGGCUCGGAAGAACCGAGGAAAAACGGCGGAGUUAUCUUCCUCGACUGGUGCAGCUGCAGCUUCUGAUGCAGCCACACGGCGACACUCUUCCUCAAGGAUCUUCGUUCGCUUGGGGUUCAGGCCGCAGGAAUCGGCCGCCAACCCCGUUCUGUUCCCGUUGUGUGCGAAGGACGACGCGGCGGAGCUGCAGACCAUUCUGGACAUGGAAGCCGCGGCGCAGGAGAACGGUGAAAAUUCGCCGACCAAUUAUACCGGCCACCAAAACUACCACGGUGCUGGCAACAAGAACCCGGGAAAGCCGAAAGGCAAAGCCGUCAGCCAGGUGUUGGUGUCCCGCACUGCACUGCUUCUACGGCACAGGCUGUUGCCGGUCCUGGUGUGGACGCUGAGGUCCGGCACAGCGAAGAAGAGCGACCAUGCGGGUGGAAAGAACCAACUAGAACCACGACCAGGAGGAGGGUCUGAGGACGUGGAGAUGAUGGGUGGAAGUGCAACGGAUGGGAAUUACAAGGGGAGCGAUGACGGUGGCUGCAGAAAUAUUUUCUGUUCGCCAUCCGCGUCCGCCCCAAUUGCACACCGGAACGCGCGGGGGGAGAACUUGUUGCACUGUCUGUUGCAGCCGAAAAACUUCACGUUCCUGCAUUACAUGGUUUUGGACCGACAUCUAGGGCACGCAUUUUUGUCGUUGUUGUUUACAAAAACGCCAACCAGUUUGUGGUUCACACAGAACACGCAGGGAAUUACGCCGUUUGCAAUGUUGCUGCAAUUUGUCGAGGAACAAUUCUUGUGAAGAUUUUGGGAUGUUGUCGGGAAGAUUAAAAGACAAAAAGGCUCUGCUGCUGAAAGAGAGCUAGUACUGUGUCAAGUAUGAUUGAUUCUCUUACUUUAGAAGUGCCUCCAUAUUAUUGAUAGACAGGGAAACGCGUUUAUAGUUGUAGCCUCGAAUCGCGAUGAAGACAUUCUUCUUGAUCCUGAAAGUUUGUGGAAGUGUGAAGUAAAAAGAAGUAUGUGAUAUUCUGUUUGAAGCUUCAAAGAGAUCGCGAACAGGAUCUACUUACACCAGCUGCACCGAAGGAAAAUUUUCGCUGCUCCUGACCGCCACACCAUAGAUACGUGUAGGACAUCGGGACGCACUGAUGAAACGCGUUUGGAUACUAUGCGCAC